Messenger RNA from Dipodomys ordii (Ord's kangaroo rat), 1449 nucleotides. RefSeq names its product vasoactive intestinal peptide receptor 2 (gene Vipr2). The record is from RefSeq and is a predicted model, not a curated record. NCBI's taxonomy places the organism in Eukaryota, Metazoa, Chordata, Mammalia, Rodentia, Heteromyidae. Gene Ontology annotation, biological process: cell surface receptor signaling pathway; adenylate cyclase-modulating G protein-coupled receptor signaling pathway. Gene Ontology annotation, cellular component: plasma membrane. Gene Ontology annotation, molecular function: peptide hormone binding; vasoactive intestinal polypeptide receptor activity; G protein-coupled peptide receptor activity. The transcript has 10 exons. Bases 1 to 1449 code for a protein of 482 amino acids.
AUGACCUCUCACAGGAUCAAUCUUGCACACCGGGAUGCUUCUAUUUCUUUCAACCUUGAACAGGUGAACAGCAUCCAUCCAGAAUGCCGGUUUCAUCUGGAAAUACAGGAGGAAGAAACAAAAUGUGCAGAGCUUCUAAGCACUCAACCCAAAAGCCACAGAGCCUGCAGGGGCGUCUGGGACAACAUCACGUGCUGGCGCCCUGCGGAUGUGGGAGAGACGGUCACCGUGCCCUGCCCCAAAGUGUUCAGCAACUUCUACAGCAAGCCAGGAAACAUAAGCAAAAACUGCACGAGUGACGGGUGGUCAGACACGUUCCCAGAUUUCAUGGACGCAUGCGGCUUCAACGACCCAGACGAUGACAAUAAGUGCAUGCAGAGCUCCCCGGCCCCGCAAGGCCUCCGCCGCCAGGACCAGCCAGCCUCAGAGCUGAACAAGCAGCCCGUGCUGCGGCAGGCCUGUGCUUGCUGCUCCUCGGUGGAGCAGCACAGACUUGUGAAGCUGCACUGUACCCGGAACUACAUCCACCUGAACCUGUUCCUCUCCUUCAUCCUGAGAGCCAUCUCGGUGCUGGUGAAGGACAGUAUCCUCUACUCCAGCUCCGGCACAUGGCACUGUCCUGACCAGCCGUCCUCCUGGGUUGGCUGCAAGCUCAGCCUGGUGUUCUUCCAGUACUGCAUCAUGGCAAACUUCUACUGGCUCCUGGUGGAGGGGCUGUACCUGCACACCCUCCUGGUGGCCAUCUUCCCCCCCAGCAGAUGCUUCCUGGCCUACCUCCUCAUCGGAUGGGCUGCACCAACAGUGGGAAAUCAGAGAGGAGAGGGGCCCGAGGAGGAGCAGGUGACAGGAGCAGUCUGCCCAGAGCCAGCGCUGUGGCAGCCUCAUGUGGUGGUGGCCUCGGUGGCCUUGGUGGCCUUGGUGGCCUCGGUGGCCUUGGUGGUCUGGGUGGUUUCCAUGGCCUCAGUGGCCUCGGUGCCAGAAGCCAGUGCCAGGCUUGUAAGGGGUGUGCCACGGCCCCACCCGGGUCGGCAGGCCCGGAGGACGCCCACGCCCCACCGUCCGGGAGCGGGCACCCACAGGGCAUCUCCCACCGUGCAGGUCAACUUCUUCCUCUUCAUCAGCAUCGUACGCAUUCUGCUGCAGAAGCUGACAUCCCCCGAUGUGGGCGGCAAUGACCAGCCCCAGUACAGUGCGCAGGGCGGGCGGAGGGCGCUCGGAGGGCCCCCGGCCGUCCUCACCUCCCGGGCCUCCAGUCACUGGCAUGCUCACCCCCAGGUCCAGUGCGAGCUAAAGAGAAGGUGGCGAGGCCUGUGUCCCACCCAGCCCGGGAGCCGAGACUACCGCCUGCACAGCUGGUCCAUGUCACGGAACGGCUCGGAAAGCGCCUUGCAGAUGCACCGGGGCUCCCGAGCCCCGUCCCUCCUGCAGACGGAGACCUCGGUCCUCUAG